UGCGCUGACAACCAACCGCCCACAUGCUGGUCCACACCUCUCCCGGACCAGGCCCCCAACAAGCAGGAACACGUUCCGUGCUUACACCUCUCAAGCCCACGCCCCCGCCCCCGCCGAAGACGAGGAGGACUACGACUUCGGGUCCUUCGACGUGAUCCUGCCCGAAGAGCCCUACGUCUGGGGCGUCGGGCACAUAACGCCGCGCACCGUGCCCCCGCACAUCGCGCGGCCGCCCUACGCACGAGGAGAGGGCGUGCGGCUUGUUCUACAAGACAAACCGAUGCAGCUGGGUGGCGAAGAGGAACACAAGCUAGGAGUGCUGCGAGGCUCGCGAGGGAUGUGCUGAGGUUCGCGGGGAGUCUAGUGAAGGUGGGAGUGACGACCGCCAGCAUCGACGCCCAGCUGCACGACCGCAUCCUCUCGCACAACGCGUACCCGUCGCCCCUGCUGUACCGCGGGUUCCCCAAGUCGUGCUGCACGAGCAUCAACAACGUCGUGACGCACGGCAUCCCCGACGAACGGCCGCUGCAGGACGGCGACAUAGUCAACAUCGACAUCACGGUCUACAAGGAUGGCUUCCACGGAGACACCUCCCGCACGUUCCUCGUCGGCGACGUCGACGACAAGGGCCGUGAGCUCGUCAAGCUCACCGAGCACGCGCUCGAAGCUGCGAUCCGCGUAUGUGCCCCGGGCCGUCCCCUGAACCUCAUAGGGAAGACGAUACACGAGCUGUUCCGGGGGACGAAGUACUCCGUCUCGACGCAGUUUACGGGCCAUGGAAUCGGCAAGGACUUCCACACACCUCCGUGGAUCCUUCAUCACCUGAACGACAAUCCUGGGGUAAUGCUGCCCGGGCACUGCUCACCAUCGAGGUCACCAUGCAUCGUACAGGGUGCAAACCCAAGAUCAUGGAUAUUCCCAGAUGGCUGGACGGCAUCCACGGAGAACUGCGCUCGGAGCGCGCAGGCUGAACAUAUGGUCUUGAUCACUGACUCUGGUGCGGACGUACUGACGCGAUAGGUGUCGACAUCACUAGAGUCGUCGUGCAUCAUGGGUCGGACUAGACAUUCCGAUCGUCUGCUGGCUUUGAAUACUGCGAGAUCAUGACUACGAACGGUCCAUUCCCCGACUCACUCUCAUAACCAUCACCGUGGUCCAUCGCUCCACCAACCCGACAUAAACAACAGAAAUAACACAAUACGUAACAUGCUUUGAACGUAACUGCUCGGUUCAGCUCAAGACAAGCCCAAGUUGGAGCGGAUCGCGUCCUGCAGGACAUAGUUGUAGUCCUGGAGGCCGAACAGUGAGCACGGAAGCAUCUCAACCCAUACACGUUGGCUGACCUGGUCGAGCGACCACGUAAAACAUCCCGCCAUCCCCGCGCUCUUGGCGUAGG
Fomitopsis serialis is the source of this 1396-nucleotide messenger RNA. Its product is annotated as peptidase M24, structural domain-containing protein. The transcript has 7 exons. The annotation marks the transcript as partial. The record is from RefSeq and is a predicted model, not a curated record. NCBI's taxonomy places the organism in Eukaryota, Fungi, Basidiomycota, Agaricomycetes, Polyporales, Fomitopsidaceae. Gene Ontology annotation, biological process: proteolysis. Gene Ontology annotation, molecular function: metalloaminopeptidase activity.